This is a messenger RNA of Rosa chinensis, 1860 nucleotides long. RefSeq names its product protein FAR1-RELATED SEQUENCE 5-like. Gene Ontology annotation, molecular function: zinc ion binding. Gene Ontology annotation, biological process: regulation of DNA-templated transcription. NCBI's taxonomy places the organism in Eukaryota, Viridiplantae, Streptophyta, Magnoliopsida, Rosales, Rosaceae. The coding region runs from base 1 to 1860 and encodes 619 amino acids. The record is from RefSeq and is a predicted model, not a curated record. The transcript is spliced from 2 exons.
AUGGACAACACAACAAAGGGUUUCAUCAAGGAAGGGACUCGAGCUGAUGAAACACGAACUAAUGAUGAAGUGUUCAACAAUGUCCCAUACCACAGAAGAUUGAAGGUUGAAGACAUGAAGGCUAUGACGUUUAAGACAGUAGAGGACGCGGAGAGGUUCUAUUCUGCAUAUUCCUUGGCACUUGGCUUUGGAUUUAGGAAGGAUACCAAAGGAGAGGCUGAAGGUACGAUCCGGAGGAGACAAUGGCUUUGCAACAAGCAAGGGACUCGAGCUAAAAAGUGGUUCGUACUGGACAGAAGGGGUCGUACUCCUCGGAAAAUUACAAGGUUAAAUUGCAAGGCUAAGUUCAGGGUCAAUUACAACGAGCUUGUAGGAGCUUAUGUGGUGAAAGCCUUUGUUCCAGAGCAUUCUCACGAGUUAGCAACUGGAAACCAAACUGCCUUCAUUCGUUCGCAUCGAAAUGUCUGCAAAUCAGACUUGGCCCGUGCAAAUACAAUGUCUAAAGUGUCAAUCAGACCUUGCCAUGCGUAUGAGUACAUGGUGGAGCAGGCGGGGGAAUAUAAGACAGUGGGAUUUAUUGAGAAAGACCUAUACAACAAGCUUGACCAACAACAGCACACCACUUCCUUUGAGAGUGACUCCGAAGGCGCACUUGCCUACAUGAACGCUCUGGUAGCACAAGACCUAUACUUCUACUGCAGGUUCAAUGUAGAUAUAGAAGACAGCACAUACAAAACCAAUGUUUACAAAAAGCCAUUGGUUUUGUUUGUUGGGUCAAACAAUCAUCGGGGAAGUAUUUUGUUUGGUGCUGCUCUUCUUGUCGAUGAAACGGUGGAGACAUACACUUGGCUGUUGCGUUUGUUUUUGGAUGCAAUGAAUGGGAAGAUGCCAAUAGCUAUACUCACAAAUGGAGAUGAGGCCAUGCGUAGUGCAAUUGAAGACGUGAUGCCACAAGCAAAGCACCGUCUUUGUGCUUGGCACCUUUCCAGAAAUGCCAACACUAAUUUGAAGUGCGACGAAAAGUUGAAAGCUUUUAACAGGUGCAUGAGAAAAUUCCAAACUAUGGAGCAGUUUGAAGUAAUGUGGCACGACAUGGUGGAGAAAUUCGAUCUCCACAACAGUUUCUGGAUCAACAUGAUGUAUGAGAAACAAGACAAGUGGGCUCAAGCAUUUUUCAGGAACCAUUUUAUGGCUGGCAUGAGAAGCACGCAGAGGUGUGAGGGCAUGAAUAGGUUCAUCAAAGACACUAUUGGGAGCGGCAUGAAACUAGUCAAAGUCAUUCCGAGGAUGGACCGAGCACUCAUGAGAUUGAGAAACAAUCAAGUAAGGGAUGACUUUAACACUAUGAACUCAACCCCUGUUCUCGAAACUCACCUAAAAGACUUGGAGAAUCAUACAGCUUCUAUAUACACAUACGAUGUGUUUAAGUGGGUUAGGAAGGAGAUCAGGAAGGAGAGCCAAGCCACACUACGACAGGGACCAGAGUACUUUGAAGAUGGGCACCGUGUUUACACAAUGUCAGCUUACAAGCGGCCUGAUUUUGAGCACAAGGUAGUUUACUACCAUGGGAAAAACACUAAAAGUGCAACAGACCCGAUCAUGGUAUGUUCUUGUAACAUGUUUCAGUAUAGGGGAGUCUCAUGUCGUCACAUGUUCACAGUGAUGAAACACAAACACAUCAAUGAGAUUCCAAAGUCACUAAUUGUGAAGAGAUGGUCGAAGUCUGCCAGAGAUGUGUGUUCAAUCAAAUAUCCGGAACAAGAUAUUUCCAAAGAAGCCCUGGAAGUUAGUAGGUAUGGUGUUAUGAGUGUUGAUUGCAACCGAAUGUGUUUUUAUGCUUCUAAGGGUACAACAUGUUGA